AUGGACAGAGUGAAGCUCGCACAGAAAGUAACGCGCAUUGCGUUUACGAAGGCAUACACUGCCUUUCAAGCGGAAAAGACGAGACAACCGCUGGACAUAACCUCGUUACAAGUCGCGUACGCGCUGGUGCGAGACAAAGCAAGCGAACUCAAUGAGUUGAGCCUGAAAUUACGGAACUUGAUGAUCGAAGCCGAAAAAUCCGAAGAAGCCCUCUGCAAAGAAAUAGAGCAUGCGGAUGAGUAUGUAGCGAAGUAUCAUCAAGCGAAACUUGAGGUAACCGGAUUGAUUGAGAGGCAAGAAGCUCACGAGUCCACGCCGCCGUCACAGUCUUCAUCUCGACGGUCGUAUUCUGCACUCGCGAUGACACAGGAAAGUAUGCGCACAUUAAAAUUACCAAAGAUUGAAUUAAGAAAAUUCGGAGGCGAUAUUAAAGAUUGGCUACCGUUUUGGGGGACGUUUAAGAAAAUUCACGUGAAUCCAGAAUUGGCUAAAGAAGAUAAAUUUCAUUAUUUAGUACAGUCUAUGGAAACGGGUUCGCGUGCAUGUGAAGUAGUAAGUAGUUUCCCGCCAACGGCGGAGAAUUAUGAGAAAGCCAUACAGAGCCUCGAGUCACGUUUUGGUCAUCAAGAAAGAUUUGUUGAUUGA
Molecule: messenger RNA, 645 nt
Organism: Trachymyrmex septentrionalis
Lineage: Eukaryota; Metazoa; Arthropoda; Insecta; Hymenoptera; Formicidae
Exons: 1
Coding region: 1-645 (214 amino acids)
Source: RefSeq, a predicted model, not a curated record